AUGCAUCUCACGAAGUACAUUGUAACUCUUCUAUGGGCGUCGACUACUCUGGCACUGAACGAUUCCACUUGUCAUCCUACAGAGGAACACUUCAAAGUCUUCACUAUUACGGCAGAUAACAUCACAGCCAAACUAAUCCCUUAUGGAGCUCGCCUGAUUUCUCUACAUGUUCCCGACAGGGAGGGGAACAUGCAGGAUGUUGUUGUCGGUUACGAUAACCCGAUCCAAUAUUUGAACGACACUCAAAACCGCCAUACCUACAUGGGAGCGGUCAUUGGCCGUGUUGCCAAUCGGAUUAAGAAUGGUACAUUCACUCUUAAUGCAACCGAGUACAACAUACCUAAGAAUCACGACGGCCUGUAUACCCUACAUGGCGGUAAUGUUGGCUAUGAUCAACGAAACUGGACGGUGGUGGCAUUUACGCGCUCUUCCGUGACUUUUACUCUUUAUGACGCUGCAAGUGAAGGCUUCCCAGGGGAUGUGAUUACUCACGCAACCUACACUGUUGAUUCUAAGCGUACGGAGGACAACCCGCAGGGACUUCCUAGGCUGGUAACUGAGUUAGUGUCUGUGGCUCUCACUCAACCAACGCCCAUCAUGCUCUCUAACCAUAUCUACUGGAACUUGAAUGGGUUCAAGCAGCCGACCAUCCUGAAUGAUACCUGGCUGCAAUUGCCGUUAUCUAAACGUUUUAUUGCUACAGACUCCAUUCAAGUUCCUACUGGCAACAUAUCCUCCGCUGCCGAGACAAAUCACGGAAGUAUGGACUUCACCGUUGGCAAGAUCAUUGGCCGGGACAUGCAAUAUACAGAAGGGCUGUGCGGAACCGGCUGCGUGGGGUACGAUAACUGCUUCAUCAUUGACCGUGAGCCCCUCUAUUCUGCUACUGCCAACAACGUUGCUCCAGCCCUUCGAUGGAACUCCAGUACCACAGGCAUUAGCAUGGAAGUUGCGACAAAUCAACCCGCUGUGCAGGUUUUUACUUGUCUGAACAUGGAUGGAACCAUCCCUGUGAAGUCUUCUCAGAUUAGGCAUAAUGGCAAAGAUAAGAAUGGAGCUGAUUUUGUCGAAAAAUAUGGCUGUCUCGCCAUUGAGCCAGAAGGCUGGAUUGAUUCUAUCAACCACCCCGAAUGGGGCCAGAAGAAUUUUUACUCCCCUGGGAGUGCUCCUGCUAUUAACUACGCUACUUACACGUUCGACACUGUCUGA
Molecule: messenger RNA, 1209 nt
Organism: Aspergillus tanneri
Lineage: Eukaryota; Fungi; Ascomycota; Eurotiomycetes; Eurotiales; Aspergillaceae
Product: aldose epimerase family protein
Exons: 1
Coding region: 1-1209 (402 amino acids)
Biological process (GO): glucose metabolic process; beta-D-galactose catabolic process via UDP-galactose, Leloir pathway
Molecular function (GO): aldose 1-epimerase activity; carbohydrate binding
Source: RefSeq, a predicted model, not a curated record